UGUCUUAUUGGGAAGUCUUCACUUCCUCUCACAUAGUCAAGCAGGAAGUAAGAAGAAAUCCCUCCAAAGUGAGUAAAUCCUUGAUUGUCACCAGGUUCCCCAGAACUAGUGUCCCCUCUAGUACUGUUCUGGUAACGACCCAAAAUAGAGAGGCGCCAACAGUAUGCACCAGGGGCGGACUGACAACUCAUGGGGCCCCCGGGCAAUAGGGGAUCAUGGGGCCCCUGUGUCCUUGCCCAAACUCAAAAAAGCCUAUGAAAAAGGUACCAGGGGCAUCUCAUGGGGCCCCCUACUGACCCCGGGCCCUCGGGCAGUGCCCGAGUUUCCAACUGGUCAGUCCGCCCCUGGUAUGCACAGCGCUUUACAA
This is a messenger RNA of Staurois parvus, 367 nucleotides long. NCBI's taxonomy places the organism in Eukaryota, Metazoa, Chordata, Amphibia, Anura, Ranidae. The record is from the annotation of a GenBank genome assembly.